UUCAUUCCAGUGCACAAGCCGAGCGAAACAAGACGGUUUACGCGGCAGCCAAAGCCGAUAAAUUCGCUCAGGGAAUAAAUAUCUAUAAACCGCGGCUCUCUCCUUAUAGGAAUACCACUUGACGCACGUGAGCGUGCACGUAUGGGACUAUACAGCAUGAUCCUGACAGCACUGCCGCUAUCUCUGCCUCUGCUCUGACUAUAGAGAAAGUGCUUGGAUCUCUCGGAGAAGGUUGGCAUUUCCAUUUUUUUCUGUCUUUUUUGUUACCGAGUAUCAUCCAAACGCUGCUGGAAAUAUUCUCCGGAUGGUGACCACGGGCUGGACUACCUGUUUUCAGUGCAUUCGCUCAAUGCGAGGGGAAGGGACCGUGAGACUUGCGCCUGUUGUCUUUUCCCUGGUUUAAUAAGGCACUUUGGGAAUCACUGAAAAGGGGAGAAGGGCUGAAAUAUUUUAUAUCAAAGGCGAUAUUUGAUCUGGACUCUCACCUCUGUGUGUUUUGGUGAAUGGAGGUAACUCUGGUCCUGGAGGUUUGACACAGCGGGGACCGGGACGGGACUGGGUGCGUGGAGCGUCGGAUCACCCAGGAUUGUAUUCCUUCCUCACUCUCUCUGCCGUGGGUCUAUUUACAUGUCCGACCUGACCGCUUUAUGACAAUGGAUUACUUUCUGCUUUUAUGCAGCCUCUUGCUGCCUGUGGUGUCUGCCGUGGAAGAGACGUUGAUGGACACAAAGUGGGCCACGACAGAACUGGCUUGGACUGCACAUCCUGAGACUGGGUGGGAAGAGGUCAGCGGCUACGACGAUGCCAUGAACCCCAUCCGGACGUAUCAAGUCUGCAAUGUGCGUGAGCUCAACCAAAAUAACUGGCUACGUAGCGACUUCAUCCCGCGAAAAGAUGUACUGCGCGUAUAUGUGGAGAUGAAAUUCACAGUGCGUGACUGCAACAGCAUUCCCAACAUCCCUGGUUCCUGCAAAGAAACAUUUAACCUCUUCUACUAUGAGUCUGACUCGGAUUCAGCUACGGCUACCAGCCCUUUCUGGAUGGAGAACCCUUAUGUGAAGGUUGACACCAUCGCCCCAGACGAGAGUUUUUCCAUGCUCGAGUCUGGACGGGUAAACACGAAAGUCAGAAGUUUUGGCCCGCUAUCCAAAGCUGGCUUCUACUUGGCCUUCCAGGAUCUCGGCGCUUGCAUGUCGCUCAUCUCAGUCAGAGUGUUUUAUAAGAAGUGCUCCACCACGAUCGCCAACUUCGCCGUAUUUCCCGAAACGGCAACGGGGGCUGAAGCGACAUCGCUGGUGAUAGCCCCGGGAACUUGUGUCCCCAAUGCCUUGGAGGUGUCUGUGCCGCUGAAGCUUUAUUGCAACGGAGAUGGGGAGUGGAUGGUUCCUGUAGGAGCCUGUACCUGCAUGGCUGGUUUUGAACCGGCCAUGAAGGACACCCAGUGUCAAGCGUGCAGCCCUGGCACCUUCAAGUCCAAACAGGGGGACAGUUUGUGCUUGCCCUGCCCAGCCAACAGCCGUGCCAGCUCGGGAGCAGCCAGUGUUUGCUCCUGUCGAAACGGUUAUUACCGCGCAGACACAGAUUCUCCCGACUCCCCCUGCACUACCGUUCCGUCUGCCCCACGCAGCGUCAUCUCCAGCGUCAACGAAACCUCGCUCGUGCUGGAGUGGAGCGAGCCUCGUGACCUGGGCGGCCGCGACGAUGUCCUCUACAACGUCAUCUGUAAGAAGUGCCUCCCCGACCGGGGAAUGUGUUCGCGCUGCGACGACAACGUGGACAUCUCGCCGCGCCACCUGGGAUUGACCCAGCGGCGCGUGGCGGUCCGGAACCUGCAAGCCCACACGCAGUACAGCUUCGAGAUCCAGGCGGUCAACGGCGUUUCCAACAAGAGCCCCUAUACGCCCCAGUUCUCCGCCGUGAACAUCACCACAAAUCAGGCCGCUCCCUCUGCAGUGCCCACAGUUCACCUGAUGGCGGCCACAGCGAGCACCAUGAGCCUGUCCUGGCUGCCUCCAGAGAAACCCAACGGAAUCAUUCUGGAUUAUGAGAUUAAGUACCAUGAGAAGGAUCAGGGUGAGGCCAUUGCCCAUACCAUGACUGCCCAACGGAGCAACGCCCGCAUUGAAGGUCUUAAGGCUGGUACGCCUUACGUGGUGCAGGUCCGCGCUCGAACAGUCGCUGGUUACGGUCGCUACAGCAGCCCAGCCGACUUCAGCACCAACCUCCAAACUGACCCCCCAAAGUCGCUGCAGGAGCAGCUGCCGCUCAUCGUUGGAUCAGCCACCGCCACCUUAGUCUUCAUCAUUGCAGUUGUGGUCAUCGCUAUUGUCUGCCUGAGAAAGCAGAGAAACGGUUCAGAGUCAGAGUACACAGAGAAACUGCAGCAGUACAAAUCCCCAAUAGUAACGCCGGGAAUGAAGGUCUACAUUGACCCCUUCACCUACGAGGACCCCAAUGAGGCAGUGCGCGAGUUUGCCAAGGAGAUCGAUGUGUCCUGCGUGAAGAUCGAGGAGGUCAUUGGCGCAGGAGAGUUCGGGGAGGUGUGUCGCGGUCGCCUAAAGCUGCCCGGGCGCCGGGAGAUCAUCGUAGCCAUCAAGACUCUCAAGGUGGGCUACACCGACAGGCAGAGGCGAGACUUCCUAUCUGAAGCGUCCAUCAUGGGCCAGUUCGACCACCCCAACAUUAUCCGCCUGGAAGGUGUGGUCACCAAAAGUCGUCCGGUGAUGAUUGUGACCGAGUUUAUGGAGAACGGAGCACUGGACUCUUUUCUGAGGCUCAAUGAUGGGCAGUUCACAGUGAUCCAGCUGGUAGGCAUGCUCCGUGGGAUCGCAGCAGGCAUGAAGUACCUGUCAGACAUGAACUACGUGCACAGAGACUUGGCUGCCCGUAACAUCUUGGUUAACAGUAAUCUGGUGUGUAAGGUAUCUGACUUCGGCCUGUCUCGUUUCCUUGAGGAUGACCCCACAGAUCCAACCUACACCAGCUCACUGUAUUUCAUGCUCACCUACUCAUUCGCAUAUCCACAGGGAGGGAAGAUCCCCAUUCGCUGGACCGCUCCGGAGGCAAUCGCCUACAGGAAGUUCACCUCUGCCAGCGACGUCUGGAGCUACGGCAUCGUCAUGUGGGAAGUUAUGUCGUAUGGCGAGCGGCCGUACUGGGACAUGAGCAAUCAAGAUGUGAUAAAUGCCGUGGAGCAGGACUAUCGACUGCCCCCACCCAUGGACUGCCCGACGGCUCUGCACCAGCUCAUGUUGGACUGCUGGGUGAAAGAAAGGAACCUACGACCUAAAUUCACCCAGAUCGUGGCCACGUUGGAUAAGCUUAUUCGCAAUGCUGCCAGUCUCAAAGUAGUCACCAACAGCACGCAGUCCUCGGGGGUUUCUCAGCCCUUGCUUGACCGCUGUGUGCCAGACUAUACCACUUUCACCACUGUGGGGGACUGGCUGGAUGCCAUCAAGAUGAGCCGCUACCGUGACAACUUUGUCAACGCAGGAUUUGCUUCCUUUGACCUGGUGGCCCAGAUGACAGCAGAGGACCUGCUGCGGAUAGGGGUUACAUUGGCUGGCCAUCAGAAGAAAAUUCUUGGUAGCAUUCAGGACAUGAGACUACAGAUGAACCAAACACUUCCUGUCCAGGUGUGAGUGAGAAGACACGCAAACCGAUGCAGUCGAAGGACAGCCAGACGGAAAAAGGGGGAGAAACUGUGCCAGAGAUUGCCACUGGAAAACCCUAGCUGCCUGACCCAUCUCUGCCAAUUAGACACUACGAAACUGGCUUGCAGUGCCUCUGAAUAUUUUUUUGUUUCUUUAUUUCAUUACCACUUACAUUUCCUGUUUCUGCAUUUUUUUGUUAGUUUUCUGUUUUUUCUCCCCCCCCAUCCAAUCGGAGCUUGUGUGUUUUUGAAAGAGGAGAAAUAGUAAACCCCCGUAUAUCCUUACGCGUGCCUCACCAGCUCUGGAGUGAGUUGAUGUUUGCAUGCAUGUGCAUUGUAGUGGAGUUGGCCUUAGUCCCGUCACUUAAAUGUCACACUCUUAUCCUCACACAAGAGCCCCUCCCCUUGAUUCCUGUUCCCAGCUCUGCUGGAUGAUCCGUGUAGGAAAGAAGGAAGACCCUUGUAUAAAAAAAAAAGAAGUGAAAACGUUUUUA
This is a messenger RNA of Neolamprologus brichardi, 4146 nucleotides long. It is a transcript of the gene ephb3b, whose product is annotated as eph receptor B3b. Gene Ontology annotation, biological process: protein phosphorylation; axon guidance; ephrin receptor signaling pathway. Lineage: Eukaryota; Metazoa; Chordata; Actinopteri; Cichliformes; Cichlidae. The record is from RefSeq and is a predicted model, not a curated record. Gene Ontology annotation, molecular function: protein binding; transmembrane-ephrin receptor activity; ATP binding. Gene Ontology annotation, cellular component: dendrite; plasma membrane.